This is a messenger RNA of Salvelinus sp. IW2-2015, 618 nucleotides long. Its product is annotated as plexin-B1-like. The record is from RefSeq and is a predicted model, not a curated record. Gene Ontology annotation, cellular component: semaphorin receptor complex; plasma membrane. Gene Ontology annotation, biological process: semaphorin-plexin signaling pathway involved in axon guidance; regulation of cell migration. Gene Ontology annotation, molecular function: semaphorin receptor activity; protein binding. Lineage: Eukaryota; Metazoa; Chordata; Actinopteri; Salmoniformes; Salmonidae.
UUCCUGUUCUCCAGGACCAUGGGAAGCACCGAUAACAAGAACUUCACCUUCGUGUCUCGGCUGUGUGAGGACGACCCUCACUACUACUCUUACACAGAGCUGCAGCUCAACUGUGGCCCGGGGAACAGGUACAACAAGGUGCAGGCAGCCUAUGUGGCGUCCCCAGGUAAAGAGCUGGCCCGGGGGAUGACGGAGUCGGGCCAGUAUGGUCAAGUACUCCCCUGGCACAAGGUGCUGUUCAUGGUGGCCAGUCCCUACGAUGACAGCGCUGACUCGGCCCUGUGCAUGUACCCUCUAAAGGCCAUCAACGAGAGGCUGGUGGACCUCAUCAGCGCCUGCUACAGCGACUCGGGCAAGAUCGCCGGCACCCCAGCCGUGGACAUCCCCUACUCCUCCAAGACAGACGAGUUCUGCACCUCCCGCAUUGAUAAAGACACGCUGAACAACUUUAAGUGUGGGGCGGACUUCCUUCCAGCGCCGCUGGCCAGUAAGCCAGAGUUUGCCCUGCAGGCGGAGGUGGUCAUCACCAGGACGGGCAUACUGACCGCUGUGGCCGUCGCCGUGGAGAACGACCACACUAUCGCCUUCCUGGGGAACAGCCUGGGAGAGGUGUACAAG